This is a messenger RNA of Columba livia (rock pigeon), 1268 nucleotides long. RefSeq names its product T-cell activation Rho GTPase-activating protein-like. Gene Ontology annotation, molecular function: GTPase activator activity. The record is from RefSeq and is a predicted model, not a curated record. The coding region runs from base 714 to 1268 and encodes 184 amino acids. NCBI's taxonomy places the organism in Eukaryota, Metazoa, Chordata, Aves, Columbiformes, Columbidae. Gene Ontology annotation, biological process: signal transduction. The transcript is spliced from 4 exons.
GAGUCUGGGAGGGGAGAGGGUCCCAGCUGUGUCACGCUCAGGCUGCUGGUGCUGGUGGCAGUUCGCUGGUGGCCCUUUGUGCUGCAGGGCUGCUCUUUCAGCACAGCCUGGUUCUUGCAGGCUGAUCCCAAGGAAAGGCCUCCACCAGCCCCAUCUGGAAAUGGAGGAGAACUUGGUCACUCGGCAGGUGAGUUUUGUCAAGAAAUGCAACCUCCAGCAAGCGGUGGAGCUGUGCUCACUUGUCUCUUGAGUGUCACCAUGCAGGAUGGGCAUCCUAAGGGAGGAUGUCACCUGGAGGAGCAAGGACACCACUGUUCAGGGGCCACUGCUCAGCUCAGCUCUGCAGGCAGGGCAGGCAGGACAGGGCAGGCAGGCUCCAUUGACGGGCUAUUGCUCUGUUUUCCUUUGCAGCAGGAGGCAGCAGCAGCAGCAGCAGCAGGAGGAGGGGGCUGCCCUGGCCCUUCGCUCUGCGGCGCAGCCCGGCCACUUCCCAGGCGCCAGGGCAGGAGGGCUCUGUCUGCAGCAGGGCGCUGUUUGGCCAGCCCCUGGCAGCCCUCUGCGGGGAGGACGGCACACUGCCCCAGCCCAUCCAGGAGCUGCUCGCUGUUCUACGUUGGGAAGGACCAUCGACGGAGGGGAUAUUUCGCAGAGCCGCCAGUGGAACAGCGCUUUGGGAGCUGCGUGAGGCCCUGGACUGUGGCCUGGACAUCGACAUGGGAAGCCAACCUGCAGAUCUGUUGGCCGUCGUCUUGAAGGACUUCCUCAGAAACAUCCCCUCCAAGCUCCUCGUGGAAGAUCUGUAUGAGGAGUGGAUGGCAGCCAUGGAGAGGAGCAGCAUGGAGGAGAAGAUGGAGGAGAUGAAAGUGGUGGCCAAGAAGUUGCCAGCGGCCAAUCUGCUGCUCCUGAAGGAGCUGCUGUCCCUCCUCCAGCACAUUGGCCACAACGCAGCCACCAGCAGGAUGACCUUUAACAACCUGGCCAUCUGCGUUGGGCCCAAUCUGCUGAGCCCACCCAAGGAGGAGCUGCUGCCGCUGGACGCCCUGCUGCAGGUCACACAGAAGGUAUGCUGUCUGGAGCAGCCGGCUGCAGCCUUCCCGGCCCAUCAGAGCUCGGCUGCUCGCAGCUCUCUGGAUGCCUUCUCCUCCCUGGAGCCAGUGCUGGUGGGGGGGCUGCCUGGAAGAGCAGCCCCACAGCCACAGCCUCCUGCGCAGAGGCGAGGCUCAGGAGCGGGAAAGGCUGCUUGGUGCCUUUUCAGGCAGCUGGGUUGA